GCGAGUCCAUUUUGUGGCCCUGCCCGGGACUGGUGGUGGACGCGGGCCCUCCUGGCGGGGCCGCCUCCCUCUCCCGCCGCCCGACGUCGGCCACAGACGCUUCCUGGCGCACCCACGCCCCAGGCCCGGGCGCCCUGCUCCGGGACCCGGACCCCGCCGAGGACACCUGCGUGGGGGAGACAGAGGGGAGCGCGCUGCUUCCCACGGAUGUAAUGGAGCUGUUAGAAGAAGAUCUCACGUGCCCAAUUUGUUGCAGCCUGUUUGAUGAUCCUCGAGUUUUGCCUUGCUCACACAACUUUUGCAGAAAAUGUUUAGAAGGGAUCUUAGAGGGGAAUGUCCGGAAUUCCUUGUGGAGAGUGUCUCCUUUCAAGUGCCCCACUUGCCGGAAGGAAACUUCAGCCACGGGAGUCAAUAGCCUGCAGGUUAAUUACUCCCUGAAGGGUAUUGUGGAAAAGUAUAAUAAGAUCAAGAUAUCUCCCAAAAUGCCAGUGUGCAAAGAACACUUGGGGCAGCCUCUUAACAUUUUCUGCCUAACUGAUAUGCAGCUGAUCUGUGGGAUCUGUGCCACUCGGGGUGAACAUGCCAAGCAUGUGUUCUGUUCUAUUGAGGAAGCCUAUGCUCAGGAAAGGGACGCCUUCGAGUCCCUCUUCCAGAGCUUUGAGACCUGGCGUCGGGGAGAUGUUCUUUCUCGUCUGGAUACUUUGGAAACUAGCAAAAGGAAGUCUCUCCAGUUACUAACUAAAGAUUCAGAUAAAGUGAAGGACUUUUUUGAGAAUUUACAACACACACUGGAUCAAAAGAAGAAUGAAAUCCUGUCUGACUUUGAGACCAUGAAACUUGCAGUUAUGCAAGCCUAUGACCCAGAGAUCAACAAACUCAACACCAUCCUGCAGGAGCAGCGAAUGGCCUUUAACAUUGCAGAAGCUUUCAAAGAUGUCUCAGAACCCAUCAUUUUUCUGCAACAGAUGCAGGAGUUUAGGGAGAAAAUCAAAGUAAUCAAGGAAACUCCUUUACCUCCCUCUAAUUUGCCUACAAGCCCUGUAAUGAAGAACUUUGAUACGAGUCAGUGGGAAGACAUAAAACUAGUGGAUGUGGAUAAACUUUCUUUGCCUCAAGACACUGGCACUUUGAUCAUCAGGGUUCCCUGGAGCUUCUAUCAGUUCCUUGUGGUUUUGGUGCUGCUGAGCCUUCUCGUUUUCUUUGUGCCUACCACAUUCCUAGAAUGGUCUGUAUUUGAUGAAUUUGCAACUUGGAGAGACUGUCUUUCAGACUUCAGUUACUGCCUGACUAACUCGGCUGAUUUUGUGCAACAGUCAGGUUUUUACUGGGAACAGGUGACAAAUGAGUUUUCCAUUUUCAGUAGACAGUUCAGAAAUUUUAGUUUGGUGGUGCUGAACAAUGUUGCAGAAUUUGUGUGCAAAUAUAAACUAUUAUAAAAUCUG
Sorex fumeus (smoky shrew) is the source of this 1442-nucleotide messenger RNA. RefSeq names its product tripartite motif containing 13 (gene TRIM13). Gene Ontology annotation, molecular function: zinc ion binding. The record is from RefSeq and is a predicted model, not a curated record. The coding region runs from base 213 to 1436 and encodes 407 amino acids. Gene Ontology annotation, biological process: positive regulation of canonical NF-kappaB signal transduction; positive regulation of macroautophagy; innate immune response. The transcript has 3 exons. NCBI's taxonomy places the organism in Eukaryota, Metazoa, Chordata, Mammalia, Eulipotyphla, Soricidae.